Messenger RNA from Dama dama (fallow deer), 2828 nucleotides. It is a transcript of the gene IK, whose product is annotated as IK cytokine. Gene Ontology annotation, cellular component: nucleus. The record is from RefSeq and is a predicted model, not a curated record. Lineage: Eukaryota; Metazoa; Chordata; Mammalia; Artiodactyla; Cervidae. The transcript is spliced from 20 exons. Gene Ontology annotation, biological process: mRNA splicing, via spliceosome. Bases 143 to 1801 code for a protein of 552 amino acids.
CCGCCCGCUGCCGAGACGGAAAACCUGGGGCCCGAAAGGAAUUGUGGGUGGUCUCCUGAAGUGCAUUGUGGGGAAGUUCCUGUAGCGUCUGUGUUGUUACCGGAUCCUCGGUGGUUGUUGGGGUUGAAACACCGCGGACGAAAUGCCGGAGCGAGAUAGCGAGCCGUUCUCUAACCCCUUGGCUCCAGAUGGCCACGAUGUGGACGAUCCUCACUCCUUCCACCAAUCAAAACUCACUAAUGAAGACUUCAGGAAACUUCUCAUGACCCCAAGGGCUGCACCUACCUCUGCACCACCCUCUAAGUCACGUCACCAUGAAAUGCCAAGGGAGUACAAUGAGGAUGAAGAUCCAGCUGCACGAAGGAGAAAAAAGAAAAGUUAUUAUGCCAAGCUUCGCCAGCAAGAAAUUGAAAGAGAGAGAGAACUAGCAGAGAAGUACCGGGACCGUGCCAAGGAACGACGGGAUGGCGUGAACAAAGAUUAUGAGGAAACGGAACUGAUUAGCACCACAGCUAACUACAGGGCUGUGGGCCCCACUGCUGAGGCGGACAAAUCAGCUGCAGAGAAAAGAAGACAGUUGAUCCAGGAGUCUAAAUUCUUGGGUGGUGACAUGGAACAUACCCAUUUGGUGAAAGGCUUGGAUUUUGCUCUGCUUCAAAAGGUACGAGCUGAAAUUGCCAGCAAAGAGAAAGAGGAGGAAGAAAUGAUGGAAAAGCCCCAGAAGGAAACUAAGAAAGAUGAGGAUCCUGAAAAUAAAAUUGAAUUUAAAACACGUUUGGGCCGAAAUGUUUACCGCAUGCUCUUCAAGAGCAAAGCAUAUGAGCGGAAUGAGUUGUUUCUUCCAGGCCGCAUGGCCUAUGUGGUAGACCUGGAUGAUGAGUACGCCGACACAGACAUCCCCACUACUCUUAUCCGCAGCAAAGCUGAUUGCCCCACCAUGGAGGCCCAGACCACACUGACUACAAAUGACAUUGUCAUCAGUAAGCUCACCCAGAUCCUUUCCUAUCUGAGGCAGGGUACCCGCAACAAGAAGCUCAAAAAGAAAGAUAAAGGGAAAAUGGAAGAAAAGAAACCCCCGGAAGCUGACAUGAAUAUAUUUGAAGAUAUUGGGGAUUAUGUGCCCUCCACAACCAAGACUCCUCGAGACAAGGAGCGGGAGAGAUACCGGGAACGGGAGCGUGAUCGGGAGAGAGAGAGAGACCGUGACAGAGAGCGGGAGCGAGAACGAGACCGAGAGCGGGAGCGGGACCGAGAACGAGAAGAAGAGAAGAAGAGGCACAGCUACUUUGAGAAGCCAAAAGUGGACGAUGAGCCCAUGGAUGUUGACAAAGGACCCGGAUCUGCCAAGGAGUUGAUCAAGUCCAUCAAUGAAAAGUUUGCUGGAUCUGCUGGCUGGGAAGGCACUGAAUCGCCAGAGGACAAGAAGCAGCUGGGAGAUUUCUUUGGCAUGUCCAAUAGCUAUGCUGAGUGCUAUCCAGCCACGAUGGAUGACAUGGCUGUGGACAGUGAUGAGGAGGUGGAUUAUAGCAAAAUGGACCAGGGUAACAAGAAAGGUCCUUUAGGCCGCUGGGACUUUGACACCCAGGAGGAAUACAGCGAGUAUAUGAACAACAAGGAGGCUUUGCCCAAAGCUGCAUUCCAGUAUGGCAUCAAGAUGUCUGAAGGGCGGAAAACCAGGCGCUUCAAGGAAACCAAUGACAAAGCAGAGCUUGAUCGCCAGUGGAAAAAGAUUAGUGCGAUCAUUGAGAAGAGGAAGAAGAUGGAAGCCGAUGGAGUUGAAGUGAAAAGACCAAAAUACUAAAAUCUCUGGUUCCAACUCCAAGAAUAAUCUCCACAAGGAUUUACUCCCCACUGCUUGCUUUAUACAAUUCCAAAAAAAAGUUGAAAGAUUUUUGUGUGUGUGUGAAUGUAUAUAAAUUUUAUUGUAUAAUGUUUUGAUCCCAUUAAAGUUGGUUAACCUGCUGUCUUAUCUUAUGUAUAUUGAGGGCCCAGGUACACCAAGAAGUCUACUAAUCCCACUGAUUGUAUAAAAAUCACAUGGAAAAAGUCAGCUCAGUCCUUUACUGAGCUGUGCUUCUGUUAAUAGAUUUCUGGGCUGGAAGAAGCACAAGCUGGAAUCAAGAUUGCCAGGAGAAAUAUCAAUAACCUCAGAUAUGCAGAUGACACCACUCAUGGCAGAAAGUGAAGAGGAUCUAAAAAAUCUCUUGAUGAAAGUGAAAGAGGAAAGUGAAAAAGAAAACUAAGAUCAUGGCAUCUGGUCCCAUCACUUCAUGGCAGAUAGAUGGGGAAACAGUGGAAAGUGUCAGACUUUAUUUUUUGGGGCUCCAAAAUCACUGCAGAUGGUGAUUGCAGCCAUGAAAUUAAAAGACGCUUACUCCUUGGAAGGAAAGUUAUGACCAACCUAGACAGCAUAUUAAAAAGCAGAGACAUUACUUUGCCAACAAAGGUCUGUCUAGUCAAGGCUGUGGUUUUUCCAGUGGUCAUGUAUGGAUGUGAGAGUUGGACCGUGAAGAAAGCUGAGUGCCGAAGAAUUGAUGCUUUUGAGCUGUGGUGUUGGAGAAGACUCUCGAGAGUCCCUUGGACUGCAAGGAGAUCCAGCCAGUCCAUCGUAAAGGAGCUCAGUCCUGGGUGUUCAUUGGAAGGACUGAAGCUGAAAUUCUAAUACUUUGGCCAUGACAUGUGAAGAGUUGACUCAUUGGAAAAGACCCUGAUGCUAGAAGGGAUUGGGGGCAGGAGGAGAAGGGGAUGACAGAGGAUGAGAUGGUUGGAUGGCAUCACCGACUCGAUGGACAUGAGUUUGAAUAAACUCCGGGAAUUGGUGAUGGACA